AUGGAUGGGAUUGAUGAAGAUUAUUGUGAUAAGUUGGAAUUUAAUGAAUGUGAAAAGGAUGAGUACCGUUGUUCAAAUGGCAUGUGUAUACCAGAAGAAUAUUGGUUAGAUGGAGGUUUCGAUUGUAUGGAUUGGUCAGAUGAAAUGGGAGGACGGUUUAACAGUGGUGAGGAUUGUCUAUAUAAUCCAAGCGUUGAAUGCGAUGAACAUUCUUGUCUGUACUCUUAUUCUUGUGGAGACGGCCAUUGUUUUUAUGACCGUAGGAAUCGUUUCACUAAUGAACAUAAUGGAGAUCCUUUAUACUGUUCUAACUAUCGAGAUUUGAACUAUUUAUGCGAAAUCGUUAGUAUAUUAGAGAAAUCUCCGCAUUGGACUAUUAAUGGUGGCUAUUGUAUGCCGUAUAAACUACCAUUUAGUAGACUGGGUUUGGAUAUGACAUCAAACAGCAAUCCUUGUACGUUUUGGAUAAAAUGUGCUUUGACAAAUGGACUUGAUUCAGACUGCCCAUGUCCAAAGGGAAACUUGUAUUGCGAAGCUUUAAUUAGUACGUAUUGUCCAGAAGACAUUGUGUAUCCCGCCCAAGGCAGUGUCAUAGCACCAUAUUUAAUAAUGAAAUACAUACCUGAAGAAAAGAAUGUUUGGUAUGAUGCUAACAAAAUCCCACCUUUGUUGUGUUUUAACGGCAGCAUCAGAUGUGUUGGGUACCAGAUCUAUUCUGACGACAUAGCAUGCUUCAAAUUUGAAUCAGAUUUUAUCUCUCAGCUUAGUAUAUUUGAAUUCAAUAUCUGUAUAUUUGAAAUAGCUGAUGAUAAUGAAAACACGCCAAUACAUCGAAAUUACUCCAGUAUGAUAUUAAUCAUUUGA
Didymodactylos carnosus is the source of this 864-nucleotide messenger RNA. NCBI's taxonomy places the organism in Eukaryota, Metazoa, Rotifera, Eurotatoria, Philodinida, Philodinidae. The record is from the annotation of a GenBank genome assembly.